UUAAAUAUUACAAAUAGAUGUCGCGCUUCUCAAACAACCAACAAAACUCGUUAUUUAAACACGAAAACUUUCGCCAUGACCGGUUUAAAGGUCAAAUUUUCCCUCGGGCCCCGUGAAAAAUCGACAGAAACCCCACCCGGGGGCUCAAUAAUUUCAACAUUUAACGGUGACCGCUCGAGACCGUUCAUUUCGUAGUCGAAGAAAACAUAACGCGUACAUCAUAACCUCAAAAACCUUGUUUGACGGCGUUCGUCCCCGAUGCGCCCUGGGACGUUGGGUUUUUCGCGAUGGAAUCAUUAUGGAACGGUUCAGACGUCGACCUAUCAAUUUUAAGACGUUGUAGAAUGGCCGAAAGGCAAGAAUUUCGUUUAAAAAAAUUCAAGGACGUAAGUAAUAACAUUGAGGGUGAUGAACAACAAAACGUACGAUUUUCCGACGAAGAUUCGGGGUGCUUUUACGAGGACGGCGAAAGGAUACGACGGAGAAGACGAUCAGGAACUUGGCCGAGAACGAGAUCAUUAAACGCACCGUCUCCUAUUCAACAAUUUGGACCAUGUGGUCGUAUUAUGAAGAAUUCAGCUAUGGUUAUGACCAUUCAAGAUCCUGCAAGUCAACGUUUAACUUGGUACAAACCACCACUUUCGGUUCUUGUGAUAAAAAAGGUUCGAGAUGCCUCCGUUUUAUCGCCGUUUGUUCAGUUAGUGUAUUGGCUUAUUCAGGAAAAAAGAAUGGUAGUUUUUGUUGAAUCCGCCGUAAUGGAAGAUCAAAAUCUCGAUGAACAUUCCUCGUUUACUUCAGUUAAAGACCGAUUGAUGACAUUUAAAGAAGGCAAAGAUGAUUUAACGGAUAAAAUCGAUUUUAUAAUAUGCUUGGGAGGCGAUGGGACCCUUUUGUACGCGAGUCAUUUAUUUCAACAAUCGGUGCCGCCAGUGAUGGCUUUCCAUUUGGGUUCGUUGGGAUUUCUCACCCCGUUUCGUUUCGAUAAUUUUCAAGAACAAGUCACCAACGUGCUCGAAGGCAACGCAGCUUUAACUUUAAGGAGUCGAUUGAGAUGUAUCGUUUUAAAAAAAUCUAAAGAUGGUGUUAAAGAAGAUAAAACCCGGAAACCGCCCACGAACUUAUUAGUUUUAAAUGAAGUCGUCGUGGAUCGUGGACCAUCUCCUUAUCUAUCAAAUAUCGAUUUAUUUUUGGAGGGGAAAUACAUCACUUCAGUUCAAGGUGAUGGUUUAAUUGUGAGUACACCAACCGGAAGUACGGCUUAUGCGGUCGCGGCGGGUGCUUCGAUGAUUCAUCCGAGUGUCCCCGCGAUUAUGGUGACACCGAUUUGCCCGCAUUCGUUGAGUUUUCGACCGAUUGUUGUUCCGGCCGGUGUUGAAUUAAAAAUUUCUGUUUCGCCGGAUAGUCGGAACACAUCUUGGGUUUCGUUUGAUGGGAGGAAUCGUCAAGAAUUACGCCACGGGGAUAGUUUAAGGGUGACAACGUCGAUUUAUCCGGUUCCUAGUAUUUGUGCACAAGAUCAAAUUCAAGAUUGGUUCGACUCGUUGGGCGAAUGUCUUCAUUGGAACGUAAGAAAAAGACAACGCCAUCUAGACGAAUUAACCGAUUUAACACAUUCAAGUUCGGAUGACACGUUAGAUUCGUUUGAACAAAACGAGUUGUUGGAAAGAGAGCAAUAAUAGAUUAAUUUUUUUGAUUAAAAUAAAUUUAAAACAAUAGUAUUUUUAUAUGUUUCGAGAUACGAGAAUUUUCGCUGUCUAUUUUCAAGAUUAUGUGAUAUUUUUAUUAAUAUUUAACGUUUGUAAGCGCAAAGUUUUCUUAUUUUGUAAUCUUAUUUAUAUAUUUAUUAUUUAAUUGAUUUUUAAUAUUUUUUUUGGGGUUAAAAUUAAAAUUAUACAGCGUCGCAUGGUAAUUUGGACCAAUAUCGUGCCAACACAAAUCGAAUUUUACAUGUUAUUAAUAAGAUAAAUAGAGGUAAAUAGAGUUAUGUUGGGUUUAUUAAUAAAUAUUGUUAAAUUAUUUA
Onthophagus taurus is the source of this 2020-nucleotide messenger RNA. Its product is annotated as NAD kinase. Lineage: Eukaryota; Metazoa; Arthropoda; Insecta; Coleoptera; Scarabaeidae. Gene Ontology annotation, molecular function: NAD+ kinase activity. The record is from RefSeq and is a predicted model, not a curated record. Gene Ontology annotation, biological process: NAD+ metabolic process; NADP+ biosynthetic process.